UUAAUUUGUAAACUUAAUGCGGGAAAAAGUAAAAUUCAACCUCUGCCAUAAUUAAUAAUUAAGAAAGUGGGUAGAUUUCGAUGGUCAAGUAGCCUGUCCUGUGUUAUGCCCACAAAGUCAACGUAUCUUGUUGAUAAUGAAAAAUGAAGGGUGUCGAUAGCUUUCCAGCUGAUCGUGAAGGGAUGACACACAAACCAAUCAUAACAUGUGCUGGCGAUUGGAACUUAUUUUGCACAUUAGAGGCACCAUUAGUGGCUGCAAUUCCUCAAGAUUCCUGUGAAUGGAGAAGGUCUUAUGGCCGUGUCACAAAGUCAGUAUACUUGGAAGCAUCCUUCACAAAGUAUAAUAAAGACAAAGUGCAAUCUGAAUUAAAUCUCUUGAAGCGUCCAAUAUUUCAUAUAUUCUGGACAGACUGUGUGGACAUUGAUUACUAUAAGACAACAUUAAGAGAAGAGGUGGAAACAUGGCUCAAACAGAUGGAAAAGAAUGGUGUCACAGAUUGGAUGGUAGUGCUAGUGGAGACUUAUGAUAUAAGAAAAGCCAACAAGUUAUUACCAAGAACAACAGUUCUGGAUAAAAUUAAAGCAGACUUUGCAGUGAAGCAUCAAGAGGAUAGAUUUAUCUCUGUUAUAAAUCCUAUCAAGUCGGAAGCACGUAGUGCAGAUUCAUGGAGGUCGUUGGUAGCAAAAAUACGAAACUUUGUUCUAGUUGCUUAUAACAAAGCAUUGAUUAAGUUUGAAGAGCAUAUGAGAGAACAGAGAGAGAAACGUAAUGAUCCAGAAUGGGAUUUCUGUUCAUAUUUUAUUUUACAGGAACAACUAGCAUUUGUGCUAGAAAUGCUUGGUUUAUAUGAAGAAGCUCUAGUCCAAUAUGAUGAGUUAGAUGCGCUUUUUUCGCAAUUUGUACUCAAUUCAAAUGUAGCAGAGAGUCCAAAGUGGCUUGAUACAUUUAGACAACCAAUUACAUCAUGGCAGGCUGUUAGGUUAACUGCUUUAAUACCACAGCAUUUAAGAGAACUUAUAAUAAAGAAGAAAGCUUCCUUGUUGGACUUCAGAAGUUAUUUGUAUCAGCGACAAAGUGCCAUGUUAUUGUUAAUGUAUAAACCUUGGGAGAUAGCAUCGCGUUGUUUAAGCACAGUGCACAACACAUUAGUGGAGCUAUCUCUGUUGGGCGCGAGUGCAGUAGAUGGCGCUGCGGCGUGCUGGGCGCAGCUCGCGUGUGCGGAGACGUGGCGCGCGUGCGACCGCCUCGCCGCCUCCGCCGCGACUAACCCCGCCCCCAACGUGCACGGGAACGCCCUCGAGUUGUGUACGGCCACACAAGCACCAUUGUUACACAAUGCUAAAGAUAAGUUACACGAACUAGGCAAGCUGUGCGGUCUGCUACCUGGUUCUCCUGACCCCACGUCUGAGCAGUUACACUUGGUGGUGAUGCUGUCAGCUGGUAUGGGAGACAGCGAGCCUAACAAUGCUCAGCCCACCCCCACUGACAGGCUGAAAGAGGCUCUGUGCAGCAAGACCAGCUUCCAGCAAUAUUAUCUCGAGUUAGCUGAACUAGCUAUGGGCACAUAUAAACAUAUCGGAAGAUUGAGAUUUGCGCGACAAAUUGGUCGUGACCUAGCCUCGUUCUACUCUGAGUUGGGCGAGACAGGUAAAGCUGUGCUGUUCCUAACGGACGCGCUACGCUCUUACGAGGAGGAAGGCUGGAUGGACCUCGCGGCACAAACGCGACUAGAACUAGUCGCCGCCGCGAAGAAAAUGAAUGAUGUAGAUAGAUAUACAAAGCUCUCUGCAAGAAUAGCAAGUACCAUUGAGUUGGAGAUUCUAGUCAGAAAUUUCUAUUUCGAAGAAAUGAUGAAAUCUAUUCGGGAGGGUCUUUCAGAGAAAUCCGAGCCUGUGCUUACCGAGCUUAAUGAUUGCUUCAAAGUCGUCUCAGCGACGAUACUGCCGUCCGAACGUGGUGUUUACAUCACUGAUAAUAAGGUCCAAUGUCGUUUGACCAUCGAAAGCUAUCUACCUAAAACAGUAAUGUGUACUCGAGCCGCAAUCAGUACUGAAAUAUCCAAACAAGACAAACAGACAGGAAGACGGACGCCGGUUAAAAGUUAUAAGACUGAUUUAAGUGUAAAUGGUAGUUUAGGUACUCAGAGUUAUUCCCCAAAGAAGUCUACAGGGGAUGCUUCCGUCGAAAAUGACAAUAGUUAUUUAUUAACAAGUAUAAGACUGGACGAUUUAAAACCUAAGAAUCCUUUACUCAGCCCUUUAAACUUUACAUCGAAAUUACACUACAAGGAAGAUAAAAGUCUACAAAAAACUACCGUCGAAUGUCAGAAUCCUAAGUUAACAUUAAAACGUUCCGAAAGUACUAAAUAUAGAAAACCUUCAGUUACUGUCAGAAAUAAUUAUGAAAAUGCAUUCAGUACUUGCAAUAUACAAUUAUCACCAGGAACUAAUGAACUAUGCUUAGAAUAUGUCGCAAAGAAAUGUGGUAUUUUUAAACUUGGUCAGAUUUCUUUAUUAGUGGAAGAGAAAUUAGAAUUUCUAUCGAAUGCAUUGAUUACAACUAAAAUGGGAUACGAAGUGGUCACUCAGGGGAUAAGUGUAGUUUUAAAUAAAGUGGAACCAAAGAAGGAUUUAGUGGCCGGAUUGGAACAUGACAUGGAACUUGUUGUUACAAGUGGAAGUUCUCCAAUUUUAGAGGAUGCUACAAUCCACAUGAAGACAUCCACCGGUCUACUGCUGCGGUUCUGUGGUCAGCUGUCACCGAUGUGUCGCGAGCUGGAUGUAGCGAUACCGGCGUGCGAUGCGUUCGUCACCACGCGUGUGCCGCUCAGACUGUUCGCCAGUCUGCAGCCUCGCCGGGAGAAGACCGUCGAGCAUACUGUUUGGUUAAGCUGUCCAUGGUGGGAAGCUGUGAUGGAAGUGCCAUUACACUUCUCGCCGCCUAUGAUAGCAUCAUGGCGACUGCUCACCUCGAACACCAGGAAAUUCGUCCACGUGACUGUCAAAUCCACCGUCGCACAUCUCAUACAGUUCCAACUGAUCGACCCAAAGCUGGAGUGCGACAGUAAUACUACGCUCUCUGAUUUAAAUCCAAAGGAUGCGGGGAAUAUGGUGGUAGCUUCAGACGGUACAACAGCUUCGUUUAUGUGGGAAUUACUAAAAGAUCCAUUAGUGAAAGCUGGGCCGAUGAAAGCUACAUUCAGAGUUCAGUACCGUCUCACUGAAGUUGAGGGAUCUCUCAAGACAUUUGUAUGUCCCUUUGACAUACAAGAUUACACCACGCUCUUUGUUAUACGAACUAAGUUGGAACCUGGCAAAGGAUCUGAGUUCUGUCGCGCCUCUCAAGUCUACUGCUUACAGCUUAGUGUUCAAAGAGUCAAUGAAACUGAACACACGUCACUUAUGUAUGAAGUAUUAGCAGAUCAAACUAUGUGGGCUGUAUUAGGUCGUACUGCAGGAGUGAUAUCAAUGGAGGCUGCGUCAGGACCGCAGCAGGUGUCACUGGACGUGAUGCCGCUGGUGGCUGGCUACCUGCCGCUGCCCACUGUGCGACUCUCCAAGUACAUAGCUGCCAAUACCAAAGAUCCAAAGAAAGACAUUUCAGCACAUCCUCGCCUGGAACCGUUCAGUCCAGGACAGGUGUACCACGCGGGCAAGGCCACUCAGGUACAUGUGCUGCCUCCUGCACCCAAGGACCACGACACCGCCUCCUGAGGGCUCUUCACCAAGUCAGGAAGAUCAACCUAGCUUAAGUGAGGAAGUUCAGCUCUACCAGAAUCCUGCAUUGUUUCAACCAAAUAAGUGUAACUACCGCAUUCAGAAUCGCAAGUAGGUGUGAAAAUUUUCGUACUCAAUAUUCACUAAGGAGGACUUAAUUUCUCUGAGUGCGGCAAUAAUUAAUCAAAAAUAAUGAAAAAAACAUUCACAAUAAGUGACAAAAUAUAUUAAGAGCU
Molecule: messenger RNA, 3955 nt
Organism: Papilio machaon (common yellow swallowtail)
Lineage: Eukaryota; Metazoa; Arthropoda; Insecta; Lepidoptera; Papilionidae
Gene: SIDL
Product: trafficking protein particle complex subunit 10
Exons: 15
Coding region: 144-3716 (1190 amino acids)
Biological process (GO): intra-Golgi vesicle-mediated transport; early endosome to Golgi transport
Cellular component (GO): TRAPPII protein complex
Source: RefSeq, a predicted model, not a curated record